GGAGUAAUAAUGUCUUCAGUGCGAGUCGCGGUCCGAGUCCGUCCUCUGAACAAAAGAGAAAAGAAGCUCUCAUCUCAAAGGAUAAUUCAAAUGAACGGGAACACGGUAUCUAUUCACAAGUCUUCACUUGCGGGAGGAAACGAGCAAAAUGAAAAAGGAAAAUCCUUCACAUAUGACUUCUCCUAUGACUCGUCUGACAGACAAAGCCCCACGUUUGUGUCCCAGGAGAGGAUUUUUCAAGAUUUGGGCUGUGAUGUCCUUAAAGCUGCGUUUGAAGGUUUUAACGCCUGUGUGUUUGCCUAUGGACAAACGGGCUCAGGAAAAACCCACACCAUGAUGGGUCACGAGGAGGAUAGAGGUUUGAUCCCAAGGGUCUGUGAGGGCUUGUACAGGGAAAUGGCUCAAAGAAGCAAGACUGACGUGUCGUUCCAUACGGAGGUCAGCUAUCUUGAGAUCUACAACGAACGAGUGCAGGACCUUCUCAAGAAGAAAACACUCACUGAAGGAGGACUGUUGAAAGUCAGAGAGCACCCAAAGCAUGGACCUUAUGUCGAGAAUCUAUCCAAGCAUUUGGUUCACAGCCACAGUGACAUGGAGGAGCUGAUCGUUCUGGGCAAUGCCCACCGCACCACGGCCGCCACGGGCAUGAAUGACUCGAGUAGCCGCUCCCACGCCAUCUUCACCAUCAUGUUCACGCAGGCAUGGCUCGAUGCAGAGCUGCCUCGAGAGACGCUCAGUAAGAUCCACCUGGUCGACCUGGCAGGCAGUGAGAAAGCGGACGCCACGCGCACUACGGGCAUCCGACUGAAGGAAGGAGCCAAUAUUAACAAAUCCCUGGUCACCUUGGGCAGUGUGAUUUCAGCUCUGGCUGACCUUGGUGUGGGAGAGCAGUCAACAAAGAAGCAGCAGCUUUUCAUUCCCUACAGAAACUCUGUGCUGACGUGGCUCCUGAGAGACAGCCUCGGUGGGAACGCUGUGACUACCAUGAUAGCGACCAUCUCUCCUGCUGAUCUGAACUACAUGGAGACCCUGAGCACCUUGCGCUAUGCCAGCCGAGCGAAGAACAUCGUGAACUCUCCCACGGUGAAUGAAGGCGGCAGCGCCAAGGUGAUCAGGGAGCUACAGGCAGAAGUCAAGAGACUCCAACAACUACUGGAAGAAAGAAUCCAGGUAUUCCAUGAAAAGUCCCCCCCGGUGAAGGUGAAGGAGUCGCUGCAUCAAAAUGAGUCAAAGGGCGGCGCCCUGUGUUUAGUCAACGGCUCCGUGGUCACAGACUCCUGCCAGCUGACUCAGGGUGCAAUCAUACAGCUGGGGCGAGGAACCAGACUCCGGUUUAACCAUCCGGCUGAAGCUUCCCAGCUGAGAGAGAAAAACCAGAGCGGCUUGCUUUCUGCCACCACUCGGUCUCGGGCUGACUUAUCCACACCUACUGAGAAUCAGUCCAGGGUGGAGCUGCAGAAUGGACGGAGGUUUGAAGAGGAGCUCAGUCAGCGGGAGGUGGGAUGGAAGCACACUCCGGAACGCUUGAACAGAUGCAACGGGGACAUCAAAAGACCUCCAAAGGAAAGCAGUGGGGUUUCACAUCAACAGGCAGAAGAAGAGGAGAUUGAGAGGGCAGAAAGCAGCCUUUUCACCCAGAUGAAUAUGUUGGCUGCAGACGCAGCUGAGGCCGAGGAGCCACACAUCAGUUUCACCUCCACCACAACGCAGGAGUUCACGACCACAGCCAUACCCGGAAGACAUCCUGUCCCUCACACCGGUGUUGAGGUGGAUGGAGACAGUCUGCAGGGUGGAGUAAACACCAGGGAUGGCCAGGAGCAGGAGAGAGACUCGUGUCAUAAAUCAGGGCCACGGCUGCAGACACAAGCUCAGACAGAGGCUGGUUUUGCAAGUUAUAAGGGAGAGGAGUUUGGGUCAGGGGAUGCCAGCCUCCAGCAGACAAGUGUCCUGGGCCUGGGUGAUGGAUGUGGCGUGGAGUCAGGGGGGAAUGCUAAUGAGAUCCACGCUAUCGUGACUGGCUGCUACAAGGAGAGACCUGACUCUGGUGGGAGCUCAUUAGGCAGCAUGUCCCACCUGCAGAGUGGUGGAAGCACGAGAUCCACAUCGGUCCUCCCACGAACUCUGCUCGACAGAAACCCUCUCAGCAGACAGGCGGUGUGCUCUACACCCAAAGAAACCACCUUCAAGGACCGGUUCAGCUGUGGAGAGAUGGAUAAAUCUGGAGAGCUGGGGAUCCCAGGAGUGGAUGGAACACAAACCGCAGCAGCCACAGUUAAAAACUCAAGACUGGGCUCUUUAUUCAGCAGAGUUUCUUUGGUUGUCCAAGAUGCAGGACGUUUCAUUUGGAGCGCUCCCACUGCGCUACAGCAAAUCACAGAAGUCGGCUUGCGACCCACUGGGUCCCGCUGGUCCAGCCAGGUUAUCUCUCUGGUCUUGAAAAGCAAUGCUCUGCCUGUAGUGAUGAUCGGCCAGGUCUUCUCUGUGGUUGGAGGGAGCUUUGUCUUCUCUUUGCUGAGAGAUAAUCACAUUUUCUCCAUGGUGAAAGACCUACCGCUCAUACAGCACAUCCAGAUGAACAUAACUCAACACCUCCAGCCCAAGGAGGCAGCACACAUGAUUCAGAGCUGCAUUAAAUCUGAGAAAGCACAACUUCCAGCCGUGACACCAAGAAAAGCCUUGAGCAGGGUAGAAGAAUUGCCUAGUGAUGUGCAGCCAACCCCAAAGGAUAUCUGGGAAAUGAAUGGCAGCCCCGGUGAUCUGCAGUGCCCAGGAGAACCGGACACAGAUGAUGUUCAUUUAAAGCAGCAGGAAAGAAAUAUGACAGAGCUGCUGCCAAUGAAACACAUUGAGUCCACCCAUGCAACUGAAAACACAGAGCAGGCUUUAGAGCAGGCUUCAGAGGACUCGACUCCUGUUGAAGUCAGUAUUCAAACGCUGAUUGAGUUUCCUGAUCUGCUUUCAAACCUCCAAACUCUGUCACUGCCAGACAUGACAGACGCUUUGACGUCCGUCAUCUCGGCCGCGGUGCUGAACUCUCAGAAGAUCGUCGGUCUCCACUGGUUAAAUGCGGCCAAACGCAGCCAGCCCGAGCCCCGGCCCGCCCUCCUGAUUCUGACGGAAGCUGGACUUUACACUCUCACCGCCGACUCCGGACGCUUGGUGGUGUUCCAUCGCCUCCCUCUGCUGCGCCUGAAGGAGAUCCGUAUCGGCUUAGCCGGACAGAGCGUCCGUUUGAUGGGAACUACAGAGGAGAGUAUCCUGGGCGUGUACACGUACAGCCAGAGCUGUACCAAAGAGCUGUGCAGGGCAAUACUGGAGGUCAGCCGCCCCGGGAACAGCAGGGUCUCUCAGUCCCCGCUGCUCAGUGGAAACCUGAUGAAAAUGUCUUUAGAUUGGCAGAUUAGUGUACCUGACCUGCUGCUGGACGCUGGUUUGAGGGUUUGCUGUCAGUUUCAGAAGAGUCUUGCUGAUCUGGUUUAUCUUCUUCACUGCAACAUGGAUAAGACAGCAGUUCGUCUCGGAGGAGUGCAGCUUUUACUCUACACAAGCGUGGCGGCGUGCGUCAACUCCGGCGCCCAGAGUGAACGUCUGGCACAGUUUUUACUCACGGACACACACUUUGGUCUGGUGAGAGAAGACGCUGUCGUGGAGUCCGCCACCGUCGAGCCCAGCCGUCCCCGAUUCCACGACUUGACUCUCCGUCGGUGCUCGGAUUUGCGCUGCAUCCUCGUGCACGAUGAGGACGAGAGAGGAUGUGUCAGACUGGAUCUUAUCCUCACAAACGCGAGGGGCAGGGGUCACCCUGAAAGUGUGCCUAAAGCAGCUAGCCCGUCUGCACGUGUCUCAGAUUCAUCUUCCCUUGCAGAAGUGUGGAAAUUAACUUUCCGCUGCUCCGCCGAGGCCGCCUGCCUGAUUAAUCACUUGUCAAACGUCUGAUCAAGGACCGAGCGGCCGGUAAUGAACAGCCCAGCUUGAAAACUCUCACUCACAGGGGGCAAUGGCAAAAGUGCAAGCCAA
Molecule: messenger RNA, 4017 nt
Organism: Salarias fasciatus (jewelled blenny)
Lineage: Eukaryota; Metazoa; Chordata; Actinopteri; Blenniiformes; Blenniidae
Gene: kif16bb
Product: kinesin family member 16Bb
Exons: 17
Coding region: 10-3936 (1308 amino acids)
Biological process (GO): microtubule-based movement
Molecular function (GO): ATP binding; microtubule motor activity; microtubule binding
Source: RefSeq, a predicted model, not a curated record